AUGGAUCCAGAACUCAGAAAAGUAUUACAUAUCUCUCAUGUUGUUAACGAAGACAAGGCUGGUUAUACUUCUACAAUGCUCAUCGGAGAAGCCUUAGUCUGGUGGGAAGCAACAUUCGAAGCUCUCAGUGAGUGUGACCAAGAUAAAUUAUCUUGUGAAAUGUUCAGAACUCGCUUGCUAGGAAAGUAUUGUCCUCUAGACAUGAGGAGAAGUUUGGAGAAAGAAUUCCUCGAGCUUAAACAGGGAGGAAUGAUAGUGAUUGAUUAUGAAACGCAAUUCAAUCAAAAAUCACGGUUUGCUACAAAGUAUAUUCCAACUGAAGACAAUAAAAUCCAGUUAUUACUAGAUGGACUACGGUAUGAAAUCUGCGAUUUCAUGGCUAAUCGGGAUGUUCUGUCAUUUGAUAAAGCUGUUGAGUAUGCUCGAAAGUGUGAGCAUGACUUAGAAAUACGUGGUGCUACUCUUUCUGUUCCAAAGCAUCCACGUAUUGAUCGAACCAUUCCUGUUUCCUGUAUUCCACCAGCUCAAUCUAUUCAGACUGGUCCUGGAAAACAAGUGCAAACUAAUAAUACCCCUCGUCGGCGCGGUAGGGCACAAUCUUUUUCUCUUCAAUCGCCAUCGUGUCGAAAUUGUGGAAAGAAUCAUCCGGGCGAAUGUAGAUUAGAAAAAGGAUCAAUGGUCUGUUAUGGAUGUGGAGAAGUAUGCCACAUGAAGUCUGUUUGUCCAAUGAGGAAUGUUACAUGCUUUGCUUGUGGUGUUGUUGGCUACAGGAAGCGUCUUUGCCCUACUCUUACUAGUCAAAUGACGGGAAGUCAAGCUUCUGUUCUACAAUCGGCGAGAAGUCAAGCUCCUGUUCAAUAA
Lactuca sativa (garden lettuce) is the source of this 861-nucleotide messenger RNA. RefSeq lists its product as uncharacterized. The record is from RefSeq and is a predicted model, not a curated record. NCBI's taxonomy places the organism in Eukaryota, Viridiplantae, Streptophyta, Magnoliopsida, Asterales, Asteraceae. Gene Ontology annotation, molecular function: zinc ion binding; nucleic acid binding.